UCACUAAAUGUUAAAUUGAAUUUAGAUGACUUUUGAGUCACCCUAACGCUACUGCCGCUGCUCAUGGACUCUACACUAACUAUGAACACAGCGAAAACUGUUAGAUGCCUUUCAUUGCUCGAUCAAUCAACUUGUUUGGUUGCAGGUCCAUUAAAAAUUUGUGUUUUCUGAACUUUAAGUUCUACUUUUUUCAAACAGUGUGACAAAGACUGAAUAUUAAAUGGAAAAUAAGCCGAUAGAUGAUAACAAAAUUAAAGCACCGCUCUUCGGCGCGCGUCAUGUACAGUGUGUUCUAAUAUUUCUGGGACUCUCUGCAGCGAUCACGCAACGCGUAAAUCUUUCGGUGGCGAUAGUGGCAAUGAUGGAUAAGAAUUCCACAAACCCCAAUUUUGAGGAGUACCAAUGGUCCGAGAAGACCAAAUCCUACCUGCUCAGCAGUUUCUUUUGGGGAUAUUUUGUGACACAAAUACCGGGCAGUCAAUUGGCGCACAGAUUUGGUGGUAAAAUAACGCUACUACUUAGUAUAGUACUAAGUGGCGUCUUGGCUUUACUCACGCCGUUGAGCGUGCGUUUGGGUGAUUGGCCACUGCUCUUCGCGCUGCGUUUGUGUCAAGGUCUCAUACAGGGUAGUAUCUUUUCAUCGAUACACACACUGCUCUCCAAAUGGAUACCAGCCGAGGAGCGUGGCUCACUUGGCACCUUUUGCUAUACCGGGCUGGGCUUUGGUAGCGUGCUAAUGAUGUUGGUCAGCGGUUGGAUUGCCUCUUCCACCUUCGGCUGGCCGGGCAUAUUCUAUUUCACUGGCUUAUUCAGCUUAAUUUGGGGUUUCGUUUGGUACUUUGUUGGCGCUAGCACGCCAAGCGAAUGCAAAUCGAUGACUGUGGGGGAGCGUUUGUAUAUUGAAGCGGCAAUGGUGACAACGGCUAAACCGGAGCAUGACCAUGCAACCUUGAAGACACCAUGGUUGAAGAUACUCACAUCUGUGCCUUUCUGGGUGCUAUUGUUGGCACAGAGCACCUACGCUUUUGGCUAUUGGACAUUGCUGACACAAAUCCCUUCAUACAUGAAGAGCAUACUGGGACAGGAUAUCAAGAGCAGUGCUCUCAUGGCCUCAGCACCUUAUCUUGCUAAUAUGUUUUUGACAUUUAUAUUUUGUGUUUUAGCCGACUUUUUGAUGAAACGUGGCUACACCAGCGUCAAUGCGAGUCGUAAGUUGUUCAACACUAUCGGUUUUUGGGUGCCCGUAGUACCGAUCAUACUACUCGGCUAUAUGCGCGCCGAUCAGAGUGAGUUGGCGCUGGUUUUGCUGGUUAUUGCUGUUGGUGUGAAUACAGCCGGCAAUUUGGGGUUUCUCACCAAUCAUAUUGAUUUAUCACCCAAUUUUGCUGGUGUCCUUAUGGGCAUAGCGAAUUGUGCGGCAAAUGUGAUGAGCUUAUCGGCCCCAUUGACGGUGGGCUUCAUUGUCACAGAUGCGAAAAAUGUGCAGCAGUGGCGCAUUGUCUUCUACAUUGCCGGUGGCAUGUACUUCGUUGGCAAUUUAUUGUUCAUUAUGUUUGGCCAGACGAAAAUCCAGCCCUGGAACUAUCCUAAAACUGAGCGGAAUGAGCGCGAUCACAUCCAAUUUGAAACUAUUAAAAUGGAGACCGAGAAGAUUUGAGAGGUCUAGGCAUUUCUGAAAACGAAAAUCAUAGUAUUUAAAACUAAUUGCAGAAAAUAGAAUAAUUAACAGUUAAAUUGCUCUGGUGGCGCUCUUUGUGGUCUACAGAAAUCCAAUUUAAAAAAUUGUAUUUAAUAUUAUAAACUAGAAUAAAUCAUGUUUAUGCUUAGUGAAAAGAAAACUUCUGCUAUAGCUGUUAAUGGCCAUAUUAACACUUGCCUCUUGAAGAUAAAAAAUAUAGGGCGAAUAACAUCGUUUUUCUAAUUGUCAUAAGCAGUGUUUGCGCAACUGUAGUGCGCUCAUUAUCUCGAUUUAGGGCCAACACUACUCUAGUUAUUUAACAAUAAGCCUCUUUUAACUCUCUUUUAACUAGUCAAGGUUUAAUCAUUUAAGUUGGUUUAGAGGACUAGUGUUUAAAGGGA
Bactrocera neohumeralis is the source of this 2079-nucleotide messenger RNA. RefSeq names its product putative inorganic phosphate cotransporter. Gene Ontology annotation, cellular component: plasma membrane. The transcript has 4 exons. Gene Ontology annotation, molecular function: transmembrane transporter activity. Bases 221 to 1657 code for a protein of 478 amino acids. The record is from RefSeq and is a predicted model, not a curated record. NCBI's taxonomy places the organism in Eukaryota, Metazoa, Arthropoda, Insecta, Diptera, Tephritidae. Gene Ontology annotation, biological process: transmembrane transport; monoatomic anion transport.